Molecule: messenger RNA, 1918 nt
Organism: Notodromas monacha
Lineage: Eukaryota; Metazoa; Arthropoda; Ostracoda; Podocopida; Cyprididae
Source: the annotation of a GenBank genome assembly
AGGUUGGGUGUGAUUUAAUUACUAAUAUACAUACUUGAGCGAAGUGCUCCUGAUCAUCAUGGCUCAUCGCGUUGGCUCAUUGUGUGAAGACUUGUACCCACCUUCGAAGUCAUUUUCUGAGAAAGCUUUCGUUUCCUCUAUGGAGGAGUACAGCGAAAUGUACGCGAAGUCAAUUCGUGAGCCUGCCACUUUUUGGCGCCCCACUGCAGAAAUCCUCGGAAUCAAGAGCACGUCAGAAGAGAAGGACUUCGUAUCCUGGAAUUUCAAUCCGCAAAAAGGCCCAAUACACGUGGAAUGGUUGAAAGGGGCUCAAGCCAACAUGUGUUAUUCAGCCCUGGACCUGAACAUACAACGUGGGCUUGGAGACAAUGUAGCUUUUUAUUGGGAGGGGAAUGAGCCAGAAGAUGAUUCUGUCAUGACCUACAAGCAACUCUUCGUCGAAGUCUGCAAAUUUGCGAAUGUACUGAAGAAACAUGGGGUGAAAAAGGGCGAUCGCGUGGCCAUUUAUAUGCCCAUGGUCCCGAGCCUUGUUGUUGCUAUGCUUGCGUGUACGAGAAUCGGAGCACCUCAUUCGAUUGUGUUCGGUGGCUUUUCCAGUGGGUCGUUGAAGGACCGAAUAAUUGACUCUUCGUGUUCAAUACUGAUAACAGCUGAUGGAGUUUAUCGAGGCACGAAGUGCGUCGCUCUGAAAGACAUUUGCGAUCAAGUUGACGAGGUGUGUGAGCCAGAAUGGGUCGACUGUGAGGACACUUUGUUCUUGUUGUACACGAGUGGCUCGACGGGGAAACCCAAGGGUGUUUUGCAUACCACUGGCGGCUACAUGAUGACAGCUUAUUCAACUUUCAAAUAUGUUUUUGACUACCAUCCGGGCGAUAUUUAUUGGUGCACAGCUGAUAUCGGUUGGAUCACUGGACACACUUAUGUUACCUAUGGACCGUUGUUGAACGGAGCCACAUCCGUUCUGUUUGAAGGAGUACCUACUUAUCCGGAUGGUGGUCGUUUUUGGGCGGUGGUGGAUAAAUACAAAGUAACGCAGUUGUACACUGCACCAACUGCAAUCCGCCUACUGAUGAAGAUGGGCGAUUCAAUUGUCAAAAGGUAUUCGAGAAAAAGUCUGAAAGUACUGGGAACUGUGGGAGAACCUAUAAAUCCCGAAGCUUGGAUGUGGUAUCAUCAUGUCGUUGGAGACAGCGGAUGUCCUAUUGUGGACACCUUUUGGCAAACUGAAACUGGAGGACAUGUCAUUACACCUUUGCCUGGGGCUACCGUCGCUAAGCCAGGAUCAGCUACCUUUCCGUUCUUCGGUGUCGUACCCGUUAUCUUGGAUGAAAAUGGACGGGAACUGAAUGGCGAAUGCGAAGGUUACUUGUGUUUUUCCCAACCUUGGCCAGGAAUCAUGCGGACUGUUUUCGGGGACCACGAACGGUUUGAAACAACGUAUUUCAAGAAAUUUCCCGGUUAUUAUACGACCGGCGAUGGGGCACGUCGGGACACGGAUGGUUACAUUUGGGUAACUGGACGCAUUGACGACAUGCUGAAUGUCUCUGGUCAUCUAUUGUCCACGGCCGAAGUUGAAUCAUGCCUCGUUGAAGAGCAAUCUGUUGCCGAAUCAGCCGUUGUUUCGAGACCGCAUCCAGUGAAAGGCGAAUGUCUUUAUUGCUUCGUUACGCCAAUGGAUGGGGUUGCGUUUACGGAUGCUCUUGUGGCAGCAUUGAAAGAGAGGAUUCGUGAGAAGAUUGGACCGUUCGCCUGUCCGGAUUUUAUACAAUACGCUCCUGUGCUACCAAAGACGCGAUCUGGAAAAAUCAUGCGACGCGUUCUACGCAAAAUCGCAGCUGGAGAAACAAAUCUGGGGGAUGUUUCUACCUUGGCUGAUCAGUCGUCUGUUGAGUCUUUGAUGCGUCACCGUCUUGACUGA